AUGACUUCCUGGUUUGAACGUCAAGCUUCCUCUCACCAUGCACAGCUUGCCGCCGCGGUCGUCCUCUCCGGCGUGACUGUCGCGGCACUCAUCUAUGGAACACAAGCAAUUCGACGCAAGGAGGCUGUGCAAGAGUUGAAAGCAUCGAUUCCAGAGCUGGAUGAAACUCACCAUGCAGACAUGCUCACAGAUUUUGGUGCUGCCUCGCCACCACCGAAGGCCAGCAGAGAGGACGAAAGAGUAUCUGCUCUCGCUCGUCGUGCCCAGCAAGGUGAUUAUGACAAAGAUUUGAUCACUGAGCAACUCACACGUACUACUUCUUUUCUUGGCUCCGAUCGCUUUGCUCUGCUCCGCGACUCCUUUGUGAUUGUCGUCGGCCUUGGCGGUGUUGGCUCACAUUGCACCUCAGCUCUCGCCCGCUCCGGUGUCUCAAAGAUCCGCCUCAUUGACUUCGACCAAGUCACUCUCUCAUCUCUCAACAGACAUGCUGUUGCCACCCUUGCCGACGUUGGUACACCGAAAGUGGAAUGCGUACCGAAACGAUUACAGGCAAUAGUACCAUGGGUGCAGUGGGAGCCUUUUAAUGAAGUCUGGAAACAAGAGCAGGCGGAGAGGUUAUUUGGACCGUGGUGUACGGGCAAGGGUCGAAAUCCAGAUUACGUAGUCGAUGCGAUCGACAACAUUGACAGCAAAGUCGCCUUGCUGGAGUAUUGUCACAAGCAUGGUGUCAGAGUCGUCAGCUCCAUGGGCGCAGGAUGUAAGAGCGAUCCCACGAGAGUGUUCGUAGGAGACAUCAGCGCGAGUGUGGAGGAUCCAUUAUCAAGAGUUACAAGACGGAGACUACGAGCUGUAGGCAUUAGCGAAGGGAUUCCAGUGGUAUACUCCACAGAGAAACCCGGCCCAGGGAAAGCGCAAUUAUUGCCGCUACCAGAAGAAGAGUUCCUGAAGGGCCAAACGAACGAGCUGAGCGUGUUACCGGACUUCCGAGCCAGGAUUUUACCGGUCUUAGGCACGAUGCCUGCAGUUUUUGGAUACACCAUGGCAAAUUUUGCCGUUUUGGAACUUACUGGAUACCCUCAUGAAAGCGGAGCGGGCAAGGGAAGAGAGAAGAUGUACGCCAACAUUUUGGCAAAUCUACAAGGUCUGGAGGAGCGGUUAGCAAGAUACGAGGGAGCAGACUCUUUAGGCCUCAAGAUCCCCGUGACAAAGGACGACGUGGGAUACCUGGUCGAAGAGGUUUAUCGAGGAAAGAGCGUGGUGAGUAAUUUGCCGACGAGAUUGGCGUUGGUGAGGUGGAAAGUGCCCGAGGGUGGAUUCCAGAUCGAGGAGAACCGAGAAGGGCGGAAAAGCGUAAGGCUAAGUCUGAACGAGUUGGUGUGCAUGACUAAAGACGAGGCGGCGGCACAUGAGAAGGACGUACUAAAGGGAGGCCGGGGACCAGAUGAAAUCUACAGCAUCAACGUGUUGCAACUCGUGGAAAGACGGAAAAGGGAAGAGAGGCAUUACGAUCAGUAUAGGUAA
This is a messenger RNA of Letharia lupina, 1521 nucleotides long. RefSeq lists its product as uncharacterized. Gene Ontology annotation, molecular function: ubiquitin-like modifier activating enzyme activity; tRNA threonylcarbamoyladenosine dehydratase activity. Bases 1 to 1521 code for a protein of 506 amino acids. Gene Ontology annotation, biological process: cyclic threonylcarbamoyladenosine biosynthetic process. The transcript is spliced from 3 exons. Gene Ontology annotation, cellular component: mitochondrial outer membrane. The record is from RefSeq and is a predicted model, not a curated record. NCBI's taxonomy places the organism in Eukaryota, Fungi, Ascomycota, Lecanoromycetes, Lecanorales, Parmeliaceae.